This is a messenger RNA of Hydractinia symbiolongicarpus, 1419 nucleotides long. RefSeq lists its product as uncharacterized. Bases 144 to 1055 code for a protein of 303 amino acids. Gene Ontology annotation, molecular function: G protein-coupled serotonin receptor activity; neurotransmitter receptor activity. Gene Ontology annotation, biological process: chemical synaptic transmission; G protein-coupled receptor signaling pathway, coupled to cyclic nucleotide second messenger. Gene Ontology annotation, cellular component: membrane; dendrite. The transcript has 2 exons. Lineage: Eukaryota; Metazoa; Cnidaria; Hydrozoa; Anthoathecata; Hydractiniidae. The record is from RefSeq and is a predicted model, not a curated record.
AAAAUAAUACCGAGACACGAUAAUGAAAAUUAUUAAAAAAUAUCUUGCACCUAAAAUAGCAAAGAAUUGGUACCAAUAAAUAUAAAUAAUAAUUGUUUUUCUUUUUGUUUCUGUCUUAUUACUUUUUGAUUAUUUUUAAUUUCAUGAGAGAUUCAUAUUUUAUACGGAAAACCAGUUAUAUCAAAAGCGAAAUGCGUUUAAACAUGAUAGAAUCUUAUGACAUAGGUAGCAUUAUAGUAUCUUCUCUUGUCUUAACUCUACACCAACUGAUUAUUACAUCCCUAUUACGAAUCAAGAAAUUGCGAAAAGUGAGAUCAAACAAAUGGUUUUUUUACUUGUCCUUUGGCUACGUAAUUUUAGCGUAUUCUAGAUUGGUUGGUUUGUUUGUAAAUCUGGAAUGGUUUGCUCCCUCUGCAUACUUUCACAUUAAACUUGGAUUGGUAGCAAUCACAUUAGAUCGCUUUUGUUCCAUACGUUAUCCUUACCGAUAUACUCAUUGGCGCAGGGAAAACUACAAGAUUUGUUUUGCCACCGUUUUAACCUUUGGUACUGCUGUUUACUUUUAUACAAUGCAGAAUGAUAAAUACCAUGUCCACGAGGACGCAACCGUUACAAUAUUUUUCGUGGCGAUCACACUUUCCGUGAUGUUUACCUUGACAACAACCAACAUGGUGCUUUUUGGGAUAGCCAGGAGGCAAUUGCAAAAUAUACACAAAUUAUCGUCUUCUCUGGGCAAAGCAGAUUCUACCGAAACUAAUGUAUCCACAAGAUCUGACGCUCUAAGCGCUGAUCUAAAGACAAAGAGGCGACAGUUAAAGGAAAUCAAACAAUUCUACGUAUGCUUCUCGUACGUUCUGACGUAUUCUGUUAUGUGGUCGCCUGCAGUGGCUGUUAAAUUUAAAAAUCUUGUCUCUAACGAUCACGUUUCCCCCUAUAUAUUUUCAUGGUUGAUCUGCUUCGCAGAUAUCAAUUCUAUUUUUGAUGGAAUCGUGUAUGUUACGGUAAACAGAGAUUUAAGAAGUGCCAUCAAAGCUUGUUGCUGCUGGACGAAAUAAAAGAAAUUAAGCAAAUAGUCUCAACUGUGAAAAAGUAAAACAAUGAACUUUUUAUCUUAGAAACUUCUUAUUUCAAACUAACCUCGUCCUCAAUGUCUUGUGGGCCCUGAGUUGUUAUUACCAAAGCAAAUGUCCUAGGAACGAGGUUGACUUUUAACAUCCUUACUCGGACAAAUAAUUCCGCCCCUAUUUUUUAUUUUCUUUCUACAAAGAAGUUUUAUAUUUCAUCAAACUUUAAUUAUGAUGAAAGGAUUUCUUCCAGUAUUUCAAUAACUGAUUUUGAAAAAAAGGAAAAACUUGCUACAACAGAUAAAAUACUAAGAGAAUAGCUGAUAAUCACUGUAUUAGACCCCAUAAUAGCUGC